Messenger RNA from Parascedosporium putredinis, 708 nucleotides. The record is from the annotation of a GenBank genome assembly. Lineage: Eukaryota; Fungi; Ascomycota; Sordariomycetes; Microascales; Microascaceae.
AUGUCGGCGGCUUCGCCAUCGGCCCAGAAGGCACCCUCCACCGAGCCUACGGUUCCUUUGUCAGAAAAGCAAGCAGCUCGCCCUAGCUUCAGCGUACCUGACGCAGUAGACUAUCCACCUGCUCCAAGCGAAACUAAUCGAUACCGGAUCUUGGUCCACGAUCCAGCCACUGGGACCAUCUCAACCGCCGAUGCCACAUCGGUAGCCGCGGACCAUAAUGAGGUCCUCACGCCUAGUCAAAUCAUGCCACGAUUAGCCAACCCCGCCAAGUUCCUACCUCAUUUCGACGUGCUUCAAUCGCAAGGGUACGAAGCGGUUUCGGGGAGCGGGGAUGUGCUAGUGUUCAGAAAAGUCCGAGAGCCUACCGAACCUGGUACGGUGUUUCUGCGGAGAACUGCUGCCGGGUCGGCCUCAGCCUCGGCUCAUCUCGCGGGUUCGGGGACGGCGUCCCAAGCGCCGGCCAUCAACCCGAUCGAUAUGAUGGGCAGCGAGUCCGUCACUCCCGCCAUUGGGAACUUCACGAGCCCCACGGGAUACGUGAGCUAUGACCACGAUCUCUCUUUCGGAGGAGGCGAAUCAGGCUUCGUUGUGAAGCCGCCUCCACCAUUCCGAAAAUACAACUCAAUUGCCGCAGCUUCAGACGCCGAUACAGAGUACGAUCGAAAGGACAAGGCUAGCGAUAAAUCCUCCCCGUACUGUGGCGCAUGA